AUGGCUCGCGUUCGUCACCUCGGAAUUGGCGCGAACUACGUUGCGACAGAUGUCGUGCCUUUCUUGCAGGUGCGCUGGCCGCUCUACAACCUCGAGACGCUAGAAUUCGCAAGUGAUGACACGCUUGGGUUUAAAAUGUUAGCGGACAGCCCUAGUGUCCUCUCUCUGCGGGCUUUCCAACGUGCGAAGAAACUCGGGACCUUGAAAGUGGUUAAUUCCCCUUUGCAUUACACGCGGGUGUCGCCUGUUGUCCUGCCGUUGGCGAGCCUGACCGAGGUGCCGUUGGCAGAGGGUAUUAGGCUCUCGAUGUGGCUUGAGGUGAUGCGCGGAUGUCCAUUGAUGCAGACGGGCUGUUUUACGAUUAUCGGACAAGCCUCUGCUUUUCCUGGGAACUUCGCCGGAAUUGAACCUCUUUUUGCUUUCUGCUGA
Cyclocybe aegerita is the source of this 429-nucleotide messenger RNA. Lineage: Eukaryota; Fungi; Basidiomycota; Agaricomycetes; Agaricales; Hemipholiotaceae. The record is from the annotation of a GenBank genome assembly.